UUCCAGGGAAGCCCAAGGCUGUGCGCGGUGACAUCAUGCGGCGCUUGGGUUAGUGCAGUGUCCCGCCCGGGCUCCAGUGCUGGAAGUGCUCCCUGAUCGGACCCCGGCAUCUGACUGCAGCUCUAUAUGGUGGAUCUCAUCGUGCCCUGCUCGCUCUUGGCUGCUAUGGGAGAGCAUCCCAAAAAGAAGGCAGGUGUGGCCGUGUGUGUGGGCUGUGGGAGCCACAUCCUCGAUCAGUACAUCCUCAGAGUGGCCCCCGACCUGGAGUGGCACGCGGCCUGUCUCAAGUGCGCAGAGUGCAGUCAGUACCUGGAUGAGAACUGCACGUGCUUCGUGCGAGACGGCAAGACUUACUGCAAGAGGGACUAUAUCAGGUUAUUCAGUACCCGGUGCCCCCGAUGUCAGGGGACUGUGCCUCGCUCGGAGCUGGUGAUGAGAGUGGGGGAGAGGGUGUAUCACACAGAUUGUUUCAGAUGCUCAGUCUGCAGCCGCCGCCUCCUGCCGGGGGAAGAGAUCAGCCUGAGGGACCAAGAUCUCUUGUGUGGGGCAGAGCACAACCUCCCAGACUCUGGCAGGCCCUCAUCCCUCAGGUCUCACAUCCACAAACAAUCAGAAAAGACUACCAGGGUUCGGACAGUACUGAAUGAAAAGCAACUACAUACACUGCGCACGUGCUAUGCGGCCAAUCCUCGUCCAGACGCCCUGAUGAAGGAACAGCUGGUUGAAAUGACCGGACUCAGUCCGCGGGUUAUAAGAGUUUGGUUUCAGAACAAGCGAUGUAAAGACAAGAAGAGAUCCAUUCUCAUGAAACAGAUCCAGCAGCAGCAACUGAAUGACAAAACAAGCCUGCAGGGUUUGACGGGAACACCAAUGGUAGCAGGGAGUCCAAUCCGGCAUGACAGCGCUCUACAGGGAAGUGCCGUUGAGGUACAGACAUAUCAGCCACCCUGGAAAGCACUCAGUGAUUUUGCAUUACAAAGUGACCUGGAUCAGCCUUCGUUCCAACAACUGGUGUCUUUUUCGGAGUCUGGCUCCCUGGGGAACUCCUCUGGCAGUGACAUAGCCUCUCUGUCCUCUCAGCUUCCAGACACCCCAAACAGCAUGGUGCCUAGCCCGGUGGAGACGUGAGGUCCGACGCUUGGAAAUGAGCCGCAUGGACCCUGCAUGAAACCCAACUGCGCCCUACAGAGAACCCAGCCCUGGCACCCAGCUCAGCAAACUCCUGCGCCCGCCAAAACUUCCACUGGGACUCGGAGCCAAACGGGGAUUUAUGGUUCUUUUUGGAACUACUUGCCUCGUUUAUUCUCAUGGGACUUUGGGACUUGGGUUGGACGCUACCAAAGACACCGGACUGGGGGUUUCUUCCAACUGCUUGAGGAUCUGCCUUCUUUGCCGGUAUGGCGGCGGGAUACAGAGAUAUUUCUAUACAUAUAUAUCUAUCAAAUGCGCAGUCAUUUGGUGGAAAUUCUAAUUUAUCUUGUGGAUCGAGGACUUUAUUACCAAACAAAAGUAAGUUAUUCAUAUUUAUUGUCAAAUCUGCAGUUACAUUGGAUUAAAUAAAAAAAAUGAGACAAAAAGGUUUGUUAUUUUAGCGUUGGAAAGUCCAUGACCUGUUUUAUCCUGUCUUUUUAUAUUAUCCCAAUGUAUACUGACGUACAGACGCUGAUCUAUAGAUACGUUAGACACACAUUACAUCGCAUGAGGUGAAUUUGGCACAUUUCCACCAUGACUUUUUGUAGAAAUAGAACAGUACAUUUAACUUUUAAUUCAUUUUUUUUCUUGCGUGUUGAUUUACUAUUUUUCCUGUCAGUGACAAAACUCAGAAAGGUCCUUGCAUUUCUGUUGUUUUAAUCAUUUCUUAAAUUCAUAGUGGUAAAAGUAAGUUGUGGUUCGUGUGAAGUGGAACCUUUAAUACAGAGUACAAUUAGGACAUAUUUCCCUAUGUAUUCACACAUAACAUAUACCCCCUGGGGGAGGGAGGGAAUAAAUCUUACUGAAAACAUUUUUCAAACUAAUUAUAGAACCUCUGCUUCUGUGCAUUUUAUGUUUGCCUGAGCUGCAAAAACAUUCAUAUAAAUAUGAAUGAAAAAGGACUAGAUACAUAAUAAUAACUCCAGAUAGGGGCUGCUGUCUGCAGAUGUCUGCUUGAGUUGGGCAUUAAAAAAGUCUAUAGGUUUAUUGAUGAAAAAAACAAACAAAUAUAUAUAAUAAAUAAAUAUAUAUGUAUUCACACAUUUGAAAUUGUAUAUGAAUUAAGGCCUCCAACAGGUUCCUCUGUAUUAAUGCCUCUGCCGCUACCCCCCCUUUGACCUGAGCUUGUAAAUUUGGUUGACAUUAAUAUGAAUAUAUAUAUCUAGAAAAAGGAAAAUUAGCUGCACUCACUUACUGGAAAAAGCCUGGGUGCA
Molecule: messenger RNA, 2405 nt
Organism: Xenopus laevis (African clawed frog)
Lineage: Eukaryota; Metazoa; Chordata; Amphibia; Anura; Pipidae
Gene: isl2.L
Product: insulin gene enhancer protein ISL-2
Exons: 6
Coding region: 127-1128 (333 amino acids)
Biological process (GO): axonogenesis; neuron fate specification; regulation of DNA-templated transcription
Cellular component (GO): nucleus
Molecular function (GO): cis-regulatory region sequence-specific DNA binding; DNA binding; DNA-binding transcription factor activity, RNA polymerase II-specific
Source: RefSeq, a predicted model, not a curated record